Molecule: messenger RNA, 603 nt
Organism: Impatiens glandulifera
Lineage: Eukaryota; Viridiplantae; Streptophyta; Magnoliopsida; Ericales; Balsaminaceae
Product: protein C2-DOMAIN ABA-RELATED 4-like
Exons: 3
Coding region: 70-576 (168 amino acids)
Source: RefSeq, a predicted model, not a curated record
AAAUAAACCAGAAAAUUCACAAACGUGAGCACAAGAACCACUGCGUUUUCACAAUUCUGAUCUAAUCCAAUGGAUGAACUGAUGGGUCUCUUACGCGUCCAAGUAAAACGCUGUUAUAAUCUCCCCGUUGGCGAUACCAAAAGCAGCGAUCCUUAUGUAGUCAUCCAGAUGGGUCAACAGAAACUGAGGACAAACGUAGUGAGGAAGGAUGUCAAUCCCAAAUGGGAAGAUGAAGAUUUAACCUUUUCCAUUUCAGAACCCAAUCUCCCAAUCAAGUUGACAGUGUAUGACUACGACACUUUUAACAAAGAUGACAAAAUGGGAGAUGCAGUUUUCGACAUACAAUACUUUGUUGAAGCCAUGAAGAUGGAUCUAAGAGGCAUUCCCGCCGGAACUGUCAUAGCAAGAAUCAAACCGUCGAGGGAAAACUCUCUCGCCGGAGAGAGCUGCAUUAGGUUGACGUCGGACGGAAAUGUUGUCCAAGAUAUGAUUCUUAGGUUGAGAAACGCUGAAGAAUGUGGUGAAGUUGAAAUCUCCCUUAGCUGGAUUGAUGUUCCUGCUACUAUGGUUAUUUGAAUUAUAUUAUUAGGUCUUGCUCAUCAA